CGGGGCCCAAAAGCAUUACAAAGGAGCCAGGAUGGAUGCUGUUGCUCUUUUCUUUUAGAGCUUGCCUCUUCAGUUACUGUUGUCAUUAGAGCAUGUUUAUCAUGAGCGUUUGAGCACGGAGGCCGAUUGCAUCCCGUGGAUUGUACUGGAAGCGCCGAGGGGCCAGGGAUGGCCGUGAGCAGCCAGAGGGGACCGCGCCGCAGCCCGCGGAUGACUGGCAGGAAACGGCAUGCCUGCCCGAACACAUUAUUUCAACUUUGGCUCUCCCGGCUCUAAUCCCCUGAAUGGCAAUCACAAGCGGGUGGGAGGGAGAAACACAGGGGAACUGAAAGCAAAGACGUCUGAGAAGCUCAAUCUGCGGCGGGGGAAAGGAGUUGCUGGAGUUUAGGGGCCACAGCGAGCCGAUGAGGGCAGGGAGGCAGAGGGAGGGAAAGGCUGGGCUUCGGGGACCUGCUGCUGGGCUUUAGACAAAGGCGGUUUGAGAAGCAGAGAACGAGGCGGGACCGGUUGCUAAUAUCAGCACGGGGACCGAGCCAGCGGCUGGAGUCCCGGCACGAAACGGAACCAAUGCCCAGCGUCUCCUUCAGGCUAGGGAUUACUGGAGUAUGUACCAAACUAAGAACUCGGAGGAAAAAGUAAGUUUGGGGAAGGACUUGCAGAUUUUGCCCGUCUUUGAACUCCUGCUCCUCUGUGAGGCAUGCCUUCCAUGCGUUACCUCUUUAUAGUUUCUGUUUCUUGCGUGAUCAUUUUUAUUGUGUUCUACGUGUUCAGUUUUGGGGCAGAGCAAAGCUUCCAGCGGCUGAAUAACUCGGACACGCUGCUGCUGACUCAAGUGUGCACAUCCUUUAUCAGAGGCAAAACGCCUUUCCUGUGGAGAAACAAACUGAGGGUGCACGAGAAGGCUUCUUGCAAGGAUUACCUGACCCAAAGCCACUACAUCACGGCCCCUUUAUCUAAAGAAGAAGCUGAAUUUCCUUUGGCAUAUAUCAUGGUCAUCCAUCACAAUUUCGAUACCUUUACAAGGCUCUUUAGGGCAAUUUACAUGCCCCAGAAUGUCUACUGUGUUCACGUGGAUGAGAAGGCAACCGUUGAAUUUAAAGAUGCAGUGGAGCAAUUACUGAGCUGCUUCCCAAAUGCUUUUCUGGCUUCCAAGAUGGAACCAGUAGUCUAUGGGGGGAUCUCCAGGCUCCAGGCGGACCUGAACUGCCUCAAGGACCUGGCGGCCUCCAGGGUGCCGUGGAAGUACGCCAUCAACACGUGUGGGCAAGACUUCCCCCUGAAAACCAACAAGGAGAUAGUUCAGUAUCUGAAAGGAUUUAAAGGGAAAAACAUUACCCCGGGGGUGCUGCCCCCAGUUCACGCCAUUGGACGGACGAAAUACGUCCACCGGGAGCACCUGGGCAAAGAGCUUUCCUACGUGAUCAGAACCACAGCGCUCAAACCACCCCCUCCCCACAACCUCACCAUUUACUUUGGCUCUGCCUAUGUUGCUCUAUCAAGAGAGUUCACCGACUUUGUCCUCCAUGAUCCACGGGCUGUUGACUUGCUCCAGUGGUCCAAGGACACUUUCAGCCCCGAUGAACAUUUCUGGGUGACGCUCAAUAGGAUCCCAGCUGGACAAGUAACUUCCCCCCAGAAGUGUCCUUACCACCCUCAAAAGUCUACAGUGCACUCCGCAUUUGCUGAGCGCUCCAAGCACCGGCACAGGUGAGCUAUGACAGCUCCU
This is a messenger RNA of Ailuropoda melanoleuca (giant panda), 1726 nucleotides long. RefSeq names its product N-acetyllactosaminide beta-1,6-N-acetylglucosaminyl-transferase-like. Gene Ontology annotation, biological process: transforming growth factor beta receptor signaling pathway. The transcript is spliced from 2 exons. Lineage: Eukaryota; Metazoa; Chordata; Mammalia; Carnivora; Ursidae. The record is from RefSeq and is a predicted model, not a curated record. The coding region runs from base 698 to 1711 and encodes 337 amino acids. Gene Ontology annotation, cellular component: membrane. Gene Ontology annotation, molecular function: acetylglucosaminyltransferase activity.